This is a messenger RNA of Cucurbita moschata (crookneck pumpkin), 1008 nucleotides long. RefSeq names its product protein FAM186A-like. Bases 1 to 1008 code for a protein of 335 amino acids. The record is from RefSeq and is a predicted model, not a curated record. The transcript has a single exon. Gene Ontology annotation, molecular function: protein binding. Lineage: Eukaryota; Viridiplantae; Streptophyta; Magnoliopsida; Cucurbitales; Cucurbitaceae.
AUGGCCAUGGGUGAAGGAUUCAAGCUCUUUCACACCCUGUUCUUAGUGAUUGCUUUACAAUAUUGUGCGAAAGUGGGUGCCACUUUUGGCGAUGCCACUGGUGCCGUAAAUCUCGAUCAUCAAUUUUCAUUUCGUGCUUUUGGAUCACAUGACACAGAGGCCCCAGCAGCUACACCAAUUGGAAGUAGCACAGAAGUCUUAGUGUCUGCACCGUUUGGAAGCAUCGCUCAAACUCCAGAGGCUUUAACCUCGGUAGGUGCAUCAAUUGAAAGGAUUGCUCUAACCCCUGAGGGUUCUAAAGUUGGAAGCAUUGCUCUAACCCCCGAGGGUUCUACAGUUGGAAGCAUUGCUCUAACCCCCGAGGGUUCUACAGUUGGAAGCAUUGCUCUAACCCCCGAGGGUUCCACAGUUGGAAGCAUUGCUCUAACCCCCGAGGGUUCCACAGUUGGAAGCAUUGCUCUAACCCCCGAGGGUUCCACAGUUGGAAGCAUUGCUCUAACCCCCGAGGGUUCUACAGUUGGAAGCAUUGCUCUAACCCCCGAGGGUUCUACAGUUGGAAGCAUUGCUCUAGCCCCCGAGGGUUCUACAGUUGGAAGCAUUGCUCUAGCCCCCGAGGGUUCUACAGUUGGAAGCAUUGCUCUAGCCCCCGAGGGUUCAACAGUUGGAAGCAUUGCUCUAGCCCCCGAGGGUUCUACAGUUGGAAGCAUUGCUCUAGCCCCCGAGGGUUCCACAGUUGGAAGCAUUGCUCUAACCCCCGAGGGUUCCACAGUUGGAAGCAUUGCUCUAACCCCCGAGGGUUCCACAGUUGGAAGCAUUGCUCUAACCCCCGAGGGUUCCACAGUUGGAAGCAUUGCUCUAACCCCCGAGGGUUCCACAGUUGGAAGCAUUGCUCUAUCCCCGAAGAGUUCCACAGUUGGAAGCAUUGCUCUAUCUCCAGAGGGUUCAUCAGUUGGAAGCGUUACUCAAACCCCAACCAUUGCACCAAUUGCAAGUAACACACAAUCGUGA